Messenger RNA from Alligator mississippiensis (American alligator), 8950 nucleotides. RefSeq names its product zinc finger DHHC-type palmitoyltransferase 20 (gene ZDHHC20). Lineage: Eukaryota; Metazoa; Chordata; Crocodylia; Alligatoridae. The record is from RefSeq and is a predicted model, not a curated record. Gene Ontology annotation, cellular component: Golgi apparatus; endoplasmic reticulum. Gene Ontology annotation, molecular function: protein-cysteine S-palmitoyltransferase activity. Bases 175 to 1263 code for a protein of 362 amino acids. The transcript is spliced from 13 exons. Gene Ontology annotation, biological process: synaptic vesicle maturation; protein targeting to membrane; peptidyl-L-cysteine S-palmitoylation.
CCGAGGGGGCGGCGCGGAGACAGGGGCGGCCGUGGCCCCGCCCGGGUGCGGCCCGGCCCUGCCCUGCCCUGCCCUGCCCUGCCCUGCCGCGUCGAGGGCGGGGAGCGGAGGCUCCGCAGUAGCCGCGGCUGCAGCGCCGGCGCCGAUGCCUGCUGCAGGGGCCCGGCAGGGAAGAUGGCGCCGUCCCACGUCCUCAAGUGCUGCCAGCGCGUGCUGGCCUGGGUGCCCGUGGCCUUCAUCGCCCUGGUCGUGGCCUGGUCCUACUACGCCUACGUGGUGGAGCUGUGCGUGUUCACUAUUACUUCAGCUGGAGAAAAAGUUGUCUACCUUGUGGUUUUUCAUCUGUCGUUUGUCAUGUUUGUAUGGUCCUAUUGGAAGACAAUUUUUACACCUCCCGCUUCCCCCUCCAAUGAGUUUUGUUUGUCAAAAGCUGAUAAAGAACAAUAUGAAAGAGAAGAGAGACCAGAAUCCCAGCAAGAAAUUUUGCGAAGAGCUGCUAAAGACUUGCCUAUCUAUACCACAACAGCAUCAAGGGCCAUCAGAUAUUGUGAUCGAUGCCAACUCAUCAAACCUGAUCGCUGUCACCACUGUUCUGCAUGUGAUGUAUGUGUACUAAAAAUGGACCAUCAUUGUCCUUGGGUGAAUAACUGCGUGGGAUUUUCUAACUACAAAUUCUUCCUCCUGUUUUUAAUGUACUCCUUACUAUACUGUCUGUUCGUUGCUGCUACAGUCUUGCAGUACUUUAUAAAGUUUUGGACAAAUGAACUGCCAGACACGCAGGCGAAAUUCCAUGUACUUUUCCUUUUCUUUGUGGCUGCCAUGUUCUUCAUCAGCAUACUAUCACUUUUCAGCUACCACUGCUGGCUAGUUGGCAAAAACAGAUCAACAAUAGAAGCAUUCCGUGCACCCACAUUUCGAAAUGGCCCUGACAAAAAUGGCUUCUCUCUUGGAUGCAGUAAAAAUCUGAGAGAGGUUUUUGGAGAUGAAACAAAGUAUUGGUUGCUACCUAUUUUUACAAGCUUGGGUGAUGGCUGUAAUUUUCCAACUCGCCUGGUGAUAAUGGAUCCAGAGCAACUUACUGUCUCAAGUCAAAACGAACCUGCCAAAAGCUCUGGAACCAGUCAGCCCUUUCCUGCUAAGCCACUCAGCGAGUCACAGAAUCGAUUGCUGGCCAGUGAAAGUCAGUGGGCAGAAAGUGGCUCUGAAGAAGAAAAUGUUAAAUCAGGUGCAAAAAAGCAUAUUAUAGUUUCAAUGGAAAGCUGAUCUUAACCUGUUACUGGCCAACUAUCUCAAUGAGAAAGGGUUUUUGCAACACAUUUGUGCUUGAAUAUUAAUUUUGUUCAGAAGAUGUCCAGUAAUAUGGAACAGUGCACACGUUACAGAAGAUACAUGAAAAAAUAAGUUUUUGUACAGUACAAUGGAUGCUUGUAAGCACUACUGCAGAGCAGGGAAGUAAGACAGAUGCCUUAAUGUGUGUUUAUGCAACAUUGAAUUCUGUAAUGCUACCAAAGGGUCAAAUCCUGAAGUAUCCUGUAUGGAUGCCCAUGGCCCAAACAGAGUGGACACUAUGCAUUUCUGCUAUGUUCUGAUGGUAGGGAUAGGUCCGCAGAAAACUCAAGCAGACCCCAUCCCACUGUGCACUGCAGAAGCUACUUCCACAGCAAGUCUGCAGCAUGCCAAGAAAGGGAAAAGUAGAUGUGUUGUCCACAAACGGGCCAAUGAGUCUGCACAGUGUAGAUACAUGUGGCCCAAACAUCGGGUGGGAGGAGAACAGGAUGGUGUAUCCUUUCCUCUUCCUAGUACCCAGCAGCAGAUGGUCACAAGCUGCCUACCCAUUACCCUGGUUCUGUAACCCUCAUGGGGCUUGAGAUUUCUCCCUUUAGCCCUUCUUUGUUGCAGCACAAUGCCAAGCAGGUAAACCCCCUCUACUUGGGCUUUGCUUGUUUGAUUUAGGAUUGGGCCCUUAGUCAUUUUACUUUAAUUUUGUUAAUUGUAUUAGGAAUGUAACGUAAGCUGCAUACAUAUGUUCAAGUGAUCAGGGGUUUCUGUGGUAGAAAAACUUACUCAAAGACCCUAAACAGACAUUCCAAUGCAGUUGCUGAGCAGCCAAGGAACCCUUGUGCACACAUCUUGGGCUCCUACCUGGUGACAAAUAACAGCGCACAAGGCAACCUUGAUUGAGUGACCCAAAUUGUCUUGUAGGCUGCAUCUCAGUGCAGCUGCUUGGCUGGAGCAGUAGAAUCCAGCCUGAGUGACACACUGUUUCCCUGGACCCAUGGGGGCUGGGAACAAAGCACACUGGAAUGCUAGAGGAUCCUACAGCUGCAGCUUCUCUUCGAAGGUACACGUACAGAAGUUCACUCUCACAAGAGAAACUCCCAGGAGCAAUUUAACCAUGGUUGUUCCCAGUUUAUUUUUCUCUUAGAGCAGCCAUUUUUGUUGAGAGAGAAAAAACCUCAAUGUUUAUACUCCUGAUUUCUGCUGGGAGAGAGAAGUGGCUCUCUGUUUAGAAACUGAAUGUCUGUACAUGGCCUUAGUCAAAUGAAUUUUCUUUUAGACCUAUUUUACCUGGAUAAUAAUACUACUUGCCUCUCAACACAAAAAGUUUGCCAAUCCAAAAUGAACUAACAAACCAGCUUAUUUUUCUCUGGUGGGUGCAGAAUGGUCUUGCAAGCCAGUAAUAGAAGGGCAAGAUACUAGUAGCAGCAGAAACCAGAUUGCAGUUGUGUAAUGUACUAGAAAAUAGAAUUGGAGAAUACUGCUUUAUAUAUUGGACUAUUGCUGGUUUGUGAACACUUGUUUUAUACUUUUUGUUUUACCUUUUUAAAUAAAAACAAAGGGUUUUUUAUUGUUGGUUCUAAAGUACCAUUUACAUGGAGUUUGAGUAUCUGAUGAAACCUUAAAUGACGAAUCAUACAUGUAUUUAAUCCAUUGAAAGUUCAUUGUGUGCUAUGCUCUGUUAUUUUAACUUCUAUUUUAAGUGAUGGCAACUGAAAAAGAUGAACUUUGGUGCUUUAUGAAAUGCCGUACUUCAUGAAAGAUGAGAGAUUUUUCUUAGAUGGGGAAUAAAGUUCAUCCAAAGCUCAAGACCUGCAGUAAACCAAACAAACCCACAUAUCUUAUUUUUGGAUAGAAAAGCUAGUGCUAGAUACUUUGCAGUGGUCUAGACACUGCACUCAGCAACAUUUUCACAAAUACUCCUUUCCUUUCCAUUUCUUCUUCAAUAUAUGGUGAACCAGUGCCAUAGCCCUCUUAAAACUGACUGGAAGGCAGGUGAGCUGCUGAUCAGAGAGAACAAAGCUGAAGGAACCUAUCUAUUGAGUUAACUUCCUGAAUUGAUUAUUUCUAUGGCUAAUUGUAUCUAGAUCCAUAUGGAUAUAGAUAUAUGCACGUUUAAGUUAAUAUACAGCAGUUUUGCCUUUGAAAAAAACCUCAAAUCACCUCUGAAAUUUAAAAUUUUAUCUCUUCCUUAAAAAUGCUCCUUAAGAGGGAGAGAAUAAAUUUGAGCCUACAAAUGUUCCUGUGAAAUUAAUGGUCCCAAUUUGAAACUUUCAUAAACUUUGCAGCGUGUUGCAGCAAACUCUUUCCUUGUAUACAAGGGAACAUCUGCCAAGUUCAGCAUCCACAAGAACAUCAGUAUGUCUUCCCUUAAACUACUUUUUUCCUCCCCCUCAAAUAUUGUGUCUGUCUCAUCAGAGAUUGGCAGUCUCUGCUUAGCUAAAAAGAAAAAAAAAGCCUCCAGAUUUCAGUUAUGUUAACAUGUUGAGUUUGGAAAGUUACAGCCUCAGGAGCUCCUCCACUAAGAUACCUUCUGGCAUGGGGUGUCUGUACUGGGUUGAGAAACAGAAGACUUCGAUUUCAAAGCACCUUUUGCACCAACUGGUGCGAAGGCUGUGAUUGUGCUCAAGAGUUUUAUAAUUCUGGAGGAAAUCCUGCAUUUACCUGACCUGAUCACUUCCGUCUUAGGAAGAGGUAACUGAAGAACUGGGGAGGUUGCACAGGCUAAUUUCUGGCAAAGUUGGGAACAGAACCCAGAUCUGUACUAGAGCAAAGCUUCCUACUCGCCAGUACUGCCUGUUUCUAAGGACUGGCCUGAACACCAUCCUGCCUGGACUGUUCAGUUUAUACCAGCAUAAAUGUGUCCAUCUGUGGCAAGAGUUUAGCAGCAGUUUAACUGGAGUCAUCAGCUAUUAGAACACCACUAAAGCAUGCACUGGCAGGACCUGCCACCAGCCUGCCUGGUGUGCAGUACAUGCCAGAGCAAUGGCAACUAAAAGAGAAGUCUUUUAAGGGUUGCUUCACUUUGUUUGUUUUCCUGAAUCAACCAACUGAAGGAAAACAAAGCUGUUACUUCAAGGUUAUAUUCUAGAGCAGGGCUGUCCAGCUCAUUUGAGUUAGCAGGAAGGAUCCAGACUGGUGAUUCUUGUGGCCAGUCUACCCCCAGCAGCAGAGCAUGCAGCUGUGGCAUUAAAUCUUGUGUACUGACCAUGCCCCCACCACUUGCCCUGUUGUCAAAAGUAUUUGUAAUGGGGAUCUCAACCUGGAAAUUGUGCAGCAGGGUGACUAGUGGUAGUUUUAACCCCAAGUGCUGGUCCUGCCAACACAGCAACUCUGGUAGUCACAGGGGUUAACCCCACUGCUGCUUACCCUGCCUCAAAAUUUCUGGCCAUCCAACAGGCUGCAAUUUUACCACUGAUAAGGCCACAUGUCACCUAUAAGCCUCCAUUUGGACAGCACUGCUCUAGAGCAAGUUUGGUAUAUCUGUUUUAUAUUGGAACAAUUUACCUAGAUUCACAGAAGCUUAGGGCUGGAAGGGACCUUGUGAGAUCACUGAGUCUAGCCCCCCUGCUGGGGUCAAAGACUUAUACUGGAACAAUUUUUUUUUUAGAAUAAGCUUUGGUCCCAUUUAAUUUAGAAAAUCAAUCCUCUGCUGUGUCUUGAUUUCUGAGCCACUCUAGUGUAAAGUAGUACAAAAAUUUUGUGGAAACAAGCUUUCAUAGAUUAAGCCCACAUUUUUUGUUGAGUGGUCUCCAAAGGCCUGUGGUUUUUCUUUUACAUCUAGAUAAGGCACAAUGAACUGAAAUUUCCAUAAAGAACUAGUGCCAUUUCUGGUGCCUGUAGAUCUUUGAGUACCAUAGAUAGGGACCUACCUAAUUCAUGGAGGCUGCCUCCAUAUUUCAUGGUCCCACCAUGGUGUUGGACAUAAUUUUUGUGGUGUAGCAUGGCAGGGGCGCCUCCCAUGCCUCUAGCCAAGUGAACCUGGAAGUCCUGCACCUCCCCAGAGAUUGACAGGUCGCCAUCUAUAAAUCUGGGGAGGAGCAAGACUUCCAGAGCCCCUCAAUGAAUCUCCACCCCCCACCCUGCCCUUUUCUGUUUGUAGCUGCCUUUUCCCCUCUCCCCCUAGCUGACUGGCUGCUGCUUUCCUGCUUUUUUGAAAGGACCAGGGUUUUUUGUGGGGGACCUACCAAAUUCAUGGUUUCCAAAAAAUCAUGAAUUUGGUAGGCCCCUAAUCAUAGGCACUCUCAUGCUGCAGAUAACAGCACCCUCUUGAGUUGGAUGAAGCAGGGGUUGUCCUUUGAGGUUAAAGCAUCUAUCUGGAAAUCCACUCUCUGUAACAGUGUAAAAUUAAGGAAUCUCCCCUCUGAAUAUAGUCAUCAUUGCUGGAGAACAGAUUGGCACAAGGAAGGCUAGUUCAGUGGAAGUAUUAUGAAAAUAAAGGUUCAAAAGGUAGCCAUGGGUGACAUAUUGAGUUCACUAGCCAAAUUGGUGCCUGUCACCAGGGUGAGGAGUAGGCUACCCCAUUUUUGCUGUCCUCUUUUGGGGGUGGGGAACAGGCUGCGGCAUGUAACUGGUAUCCAGCUGAGAUCAAGGCUAUCAAUGUUAAAGCAGUUCUACUGGCAGUCCCUUAGUUAUAAAAGCAAGGGCACUGUUGCUGUCAGGGGAAGUGGGGGGGGAAAGCUGGAGGGCAGAGAAGGUGAGUCGGUAAUAACACCAUGUUUGGUAAGGAGGGAAGGAAAAUAAGUCUGGCUGCUAUUCUGCAAACUAUUUUCAAGUGUUAUCAACAGAAGCAGGACUUGGAAUAGGUGUUAACCAGUGUGUACAUGCCUUCAGCCCAGGCAUCCCUGUUGAACAGCUCAGAGGCUUCCAGUCACACCCAGCCCACCCUUCCAGGAUCACUUGGUGUUUUCUCCAGAUAAUGUUAUUUUUAUAAACCUGUUCCACAUCUGCAAAUACAGAAACACUGGGGUUGUAGGCAAGUAAUGGCAACAUACGUAAGCCUUCAGGCCUUUCAAAAUGAAUUUUGCAGCCGAUAAUAAUCCAGUUAUCUAAGAAUUGCUGAAAUAGUCUGGUACAACAACACUCUGCACACUUUAAUCUUUUUAAAGGUUAGGGGUUUUUUAAUGAAAUGUAGGUAAAAUGCUCCAAGGACAGAAGCCCAAUAUCAGACUCCUGUAUAAGGGUUCUGCAGAUGUCUGAAUCAUUGAGGAUGACAAGCAGUUUGAAUCAGGCAAGGAAUUCCUGGAAAUAAAAUAACUGAGCUUGCUCAAAAGUCUCAGCUAAUGCAUUUGCUUAUGUUUGCCAAUAUUUUUAUGACCUGGUAGCUUCAUUCACAUCUAUGUAGCAUAAUCAGACUGCUUUAUUAUAAAUGGCUUGUCAAUUCUGGGCAAAUUUGUAUGACUGAGAUGACAUGCUGGUCUUUGUUAUCAAUCACUUUCUUGCAAUAACAGAAUUUGACAUCACAAAUUAUGAAGUGAUAUUUUAAGCCAAGACUUCCACUUAAUUGUUCAGAAGGUGACACGAGAAGAAUUGUUGCCAUUGUUACUGUUUUUUAGCUAUCUGAUCAGGAUAUAUGCUGUACUGUUAACCAAUAUACCCAGAAAUGUGUAGUAUACACAAGUGCCAAGCUAGUCUUCAUCUGGUAUAUGUAGGAACUAACACACUGUCAAGCACUUGCACUCACAUGAGUGUUAAAUUUCUAAAUCUUUCAGGUACUGAAUAUUUGUUGCUUUGAUCUUUUCCUGGUGCUUUUUGGGACAAAAUAAUCAUUCACCUUCUAGAUAGCUAACUUCCAGUCCAUGUUCACACCCCAAAUUGAAUUGUAACAUUUUUCUUUUUUAUUUUGUUUACAGAUAGUUGUCUGCCUCACUGAUAUACCAUACAGUUUCAGUCAUCUGGAGCCCUAACACUGAAACAAAAGUUGCAUUUGUAGUUAAGGAUAAGGUUAAUGUCGACAGCCAUGUGUGCAUCUCGUUUAAAAGUGACACAAACUAGUGAAAUCAGUCUUCAAUCUAAGCAGUGACUAGCCAAAUUCCAAGAAAUAGCUUUGAAUAUGAAGGGUAUAGACAUGCAAAUAAAUUACCUCAGAUGCACCUGUGAGCAUCUCCUUUUUCAGGUGGUUAAUGCAAGGUGGCUUGCCCCUUGCUGAAAGUGGGAUUAGCUACCUCUAGUUUCCCCCAGGUCAGAGCAUGCGCAGGUUACUGUAGAGUAGCUAGCUCGCUUGUUCUGUAGUAACCUGCUGAAAUUUGACUGCAUAUUUUCCUAUAUGGAGACUGAGCUAUCUGGAACCCAAGCAUACUUUAGGGAUUCAAACAGACAUUUAAUAAGAAUCCAAAUAAGUCCAUUAUUGAAAAAUCUCUAAACACAGGUUGGCAAAGAAUUUUUUGUAGUGCCUGAAAUUUAAUUAAAUAUUCAACGCUCAGAACUUCCUGUAUCGCUACAUGAUACCAAAGAGCAGCUGCAGAAUAGUUAUUUAUUGUAAUACCGGACAGGUUUACUAAGUUCAUUUCUAUCAGUGUAUUUGGGAUGCUUUUUGUAUGCAUUUACUACACAGAUGCUGUAAUAUGUAAUAAAAUGCAGGUGAUAAUUAUAGUUCAUCUUAGAGCUGAUUGUUCAAACUGACAUUAGUUUAGACUAGACAGUGAUAUUGUGCAGUAUUACUUGAAUUUGUUUCUGUUGGUAAAGUGUGACCACAUUUACAAGAUUGUUUAAUAUUACUUGGUUUUCAAAAAAUUAGAUAUUUUGUUUUUCUAACAGAAACUAAGAAGAGUGCUUGGCACUUGUGCAGAUGUGUUGGGAACAAAGUAUUGGAAUCUCCUGCUUGUUGGCACCAAAGAAUUAAUGGUCACCUGCAGAUUUCCUACUGUUGCAGUUCAAUAAAGUGUUCAACAUUUCAUUGUUGACCACUUGUCCUCCUACAUCAGCUCCAGUUGGGUAUUCUGAGGAAAUUAAGGCUUGCCAUAGUAUUUUUAGGAUCAAUCCACAUCUGGUUCAGGAAGAUGCUAGUUGCCAAUUAAAAACUUGCCCCAAUUUUAAAUCAGUUGAUUAUGUAAACUAGAUAUCCCUACAGUUAUCUCUGAAGUUACUCCAGCUUGUGUAUUUGCCAGUGAAUGUCAUCUCCAUUGCACUGUAAUGGCAAAGUUCAGGUGUCUGCAGCCAUUUCACUUAUGUAGUUGUCUUUAUUGUGCUGCAUAAACUUGCAAUGAGUUGUAUUAAGUCUGUAUGAGGUUGAUUAUACAAUGAUAAAUAUGUAAUAAAUGAUACUUAUUGUAUUUUUUGUAUAUUGCAGGUAGGAAUAUUCCUAUGCACAAAGAAAACAUGUUGCCAUUUAUAGUUUCAUACUUGAAAUAAUUUUUUUAAUGGUUUUAUAAAGGAAGUAAAUAAUACAAAGACACAUCACUUUGCCUGAAGUUCCUUCAUAUUUUUAACUGUAGCUUAUAACCUCCCUGUACAUGUUGGGUUUUUUCCACCAAUGUAAUCUUAAACCAUUAUUACUGUUGAGUGUUUGCAUUCAGAAUUUUGUAAAUCAAGAUUCAGACUUUCAUUCUUAUUUUACCUGAAUUACAUUCAUGUUUAAGGCAAAACUUGCACCUUUUUAGGUCCUUUUUUCCCAAAGUGGUAAACUAUUACAUCAGCGAAUGCAAGAAUAACUUAAUAAAGAAUGUGAAAUAUU